CUGCUUGUAGGAAGUACCAUCUACGUUCAUGGUGUGGCUGCGACCCCGACGGUUCUACUCGACGCCUUGCUCGAUCACGCGAAACAGAAUGACCUGAAAAACAUCAAGUUGUACCACAUACAUUUGGAAGGACCGGCCAAAUGGGCCGAGCCUGAAAAUGCCGGCUACCUUCGCAGCAACUGCAUGUUCAUAGCGGGUAACUUAAGGAAGGCGGUUAACGAGGGUCGAGCCGACUGUCUGUCCGUUUUCUUGUCUGACACGGCUGAACUGUUCCGAAAGAAGAUCGUGCCGGUGGAUGCAGCGCUCAUCACGGUAUCCUCGCCCGACAUCAAAGGCUACUGCUCAAUAGGGACCUCUGCUGAAGCGAAAAUCGGCCAACUCAUUGCUGAAAACUUGAUUGAAGACGGCGCUACAUUGCAGAUGGGUAUCGGCAACAUUCCAGAUGCGGUUCUUGGUUUGCUGAAGAACCACAAAAACCUGGGAGUCCACACCGAGAUGUUCUCGGACGGAAUUCUUCCCCUCAUAGAAUGCGGUGCUAUGACGAAUGCGGAAAAGAAGAUUCAACCUGGAAAGGUGGUAAGCAGCUUUUCGCUCGGCUCCAGGAAAUUAUACGACUGGAUGCAUGAAAAUCCCAUGCUUUACAUGGGUGACGUCGGUUGGGUAAAUGACCCGAUGUACAUCAGACAAAAUCCAAAGGUUGCCGCCAUAAAUUCUUGCAUUGAAAUCGAUAUCACAGGCCAGAUCGUGGCCGACUCCAUAGGCACUCGUAUGUAUUCUGGUAUCGGGGGUCAGGUGGAUUUCAUGCGCGGUGCCGCGGUGGGCGAGGACAACAAAGGAAAGCCGAUAAUGGCUUUGACCUCGGUAACGAAGAAGGGAGUGUCGAAAAUCGUUUCCACCGUCAAGGAGGGUUCAGGCGUGGUUACAACCCGAGGUCACGCGCACUACGUAGUUACCGAGUAUGGAAUCGCAUUCCUGUUUGGAAAGAAUAUGCGGCAGCGGGCAUACGAACUGAUCAAAAUCGCACAUCCGAGUCACAGAAAGAGCCUCGAGCAAUCGUUUUACGACCGCUUUUAUUGCUUGCCGUCGAAAGACUGAUG
This is a messenger RNA of Soboliphyme baturini, 1097 nucleotides long. NCBI's taxonomy places the organism in Eukaryota, Metazoa, Nematoda, Enoplea, Dioctophymatida, Soboliphymatidae. The record is from the annotation of a GenBank genome assembly.